GCUAUUUGUGAUGGGCAUAUAAAAGAACCCCGCACAAUAUACAAGUUGUGAGAUUGCAAGAAGAAAAAAGGCAGUAGUCAUCAAUCAAUUUAUUGAGUAUUGACAUAGAGAUGGUUCGUCCUCUAAUUGCCGCAACUAUCCUCACCUUCACCUUGUUCGCCAUCGUCAUCCUUCCCUCCGAGGCCCAGGGACAAGGCAGAGGGAACGACUUACAAGUCGGGUUUUACGCUUCGGGUUGCCCCAAGGUUGAGGACAUUGUUGCUGAGGUUGUGGCCCGUGUUCAUGAGCAAGAUCCCAAGCUCCCUCCUGCCCUUCUCCGCCUCUUUUUCCAUGAUUGCUUUGUCAAGGGUUGUGAUGCUUCGAUCCUGUUGGACGCGACAUCAUCUGGUGAGCCUAUAGAGAAAGCAUCAACAGCUAAUGGUGAAACACUUAGAGGUCUUGAGGUUGUUGAUGAGAUCAAGGCCCAGGUAGAGCAGGAGUGCCCCAAAACUGUAUCCUGCGCCGACAUAUUAGCAUUUGCUGCUCGGGAAGCCGUUUAUCUCGCCGGCCUACCCGGUCAUAAUGUCCCAGCCGGUCGCCGUGACAGUAGGACUUCACGUGCUUCUGAUGUCGAUGUCAACCUCCCUACACCUGGAACGCCUCUGGAAGACAUUAUAAACAUGUUCGCCAGAAGAGGCUUGACGAAAGAAGAUAUGGUUGUCUUGUCCGGUGCACACUCCAUUGGCAAAGCACAAUGCACCCAAUUUACAGACAGACUAUACAAGUUUACCCCAGCUGUGCCCAGAGACCCUUCCCUGAACCCAACCUAUGCUGAUGAGCUAGCAGGAAAGUGCCCAGCAGAGCAGCCUCCGGGGCAAGCAUUACGUUUUACGGUGGAAUUUGAUCCCACAACACCACUUAUCCUCGACAAUCAGCACUAUCUGAACCUGCAGAAAGGGAGAGGCUUGCUUCAAUCGGAUCAGCUAAUGGCUACUGAUCCCGGCACUAGACCAAUUGUGGACCAAAUGGCUGCUAGCAAUGAAGCUUGGGGUAGAAGAUUUAUCAAGGCCAUGAUCAAGAUGGGAAGAAUAAAUGUUCUCACCAAAGAUGAAGGAGUGAUAAGGACAAACUGCCGGGCGUAUCUCUAA
Rosa chinensis is the source of this 1127-nucleotide messenger RNA. Its product is annotated as peroxidase 57. Gene Ontology annotation, molecular function: peroxidase activity; heme binding. Lineage: Eukaryota; Viridiplantae; Streptophyta; Magnoliopsida; Rosales; Rosaceae. Gene Ontology annotation, biological process: response to oxidative stress; hydrogen peroxide catabolic process. The record is from RefSeq and is a predicted model, not a curated record. The coding region runs from base 111 to 1127 and encodes 338 amino acids. The transcript is spliced from 2 exons.